UCUUGCCUGCGGCUGGGGAGGGCCGGACCCGCUAACCCAGCAGUAGAGGAGCAUCUCGCGCAACCCCGGCCCCCCGGUGGCCGCCCAGCUGCCAGCGCCAUGCCCACAUCUGUGCUGUGGGCCGUGGACCUCUUCGGCAGGGUCUACACCCUGUCCACGGCGGGCCAGUACUGGGAGCUGUGCAAGGACGCCCAGCUGGAGUUCAAGCGGGUCAGUGCGGCCACGCAGUGCUGCUGGGGCAUCGCCUGCGACAACCAGGUCUACCUGUACAUGUGUGCCAGCGACGUUUCCAUCCGCUGCCGGGAGGAGGCCUACGAGAACCAGCGCUGGAACCCCAUGGGCGGCUUCUGCGAGAAGCUCCUGCCGAGUGACCGCUGGCCGUGGAGCGACGUGAGUGGACUCCAGCACCGGCCACUGGAUGGGGUGGCGCUGCCGUCGCCACACUGGGAGUGGGAGUCGGACUGGUAUGUGGAUGAGAAUUUUGGAGGUGAACCCACCGAGAAAGGGGGGUGGACCUAUGCCAUCGACUUCCCCGCCACCUACACGAGAGACAAGAAGUGGAACUCGUGUGUGCGGCGGCGGAAGUGGAUCCGAUACAGGAGAUACAAGUCCCGGGAUGCCUGGGCCAAGAUCCCCUCGAAGGAUGACCUUAAGGAUCUGCCCGAUCCCUUCAGUGACCUCUCCGUGGGUGGGUGGGAGAUCACAGAGGAGCCUGUGGGCCGCCUGUCGGUGUGGGCUGUGUCUCUGCAGGGAAAGGUGUGGUACAGGGAGGAUGUCAGCCACCCCAACCCGGAAGGGUCAUCAUGGUCUCUGGUGGACACCCCCGGGGAAGCUGUCCAGAUCAGCUGUGGGCCCCACGACCUCCUGUGGGUCACCCUCUGGGAGGGGCAAGCCUUGGUCCGGGAAGGGAUCAACAGGAAUAACCCCAAAGGCAGUUCGUGGUCCGUGGUGGAGCCUCCCGGGUCUGAGAAUGGGAUCAUGCACGUCUCCGCUGGAGUGAGCGUGGUCUGGGCUGUCACCAAGGACCGGAAAGUGUGGUUCCGAAGAGGCGUCAACUCACACAAUCCCUGCGGCACCAGCUGGAUCGAGAUGGUUGGGGAGAUGACGAUGGUGAACGUGGGGCUCAACGACCAGGUCUGGGGCAUCAGCUCUGAGGAGCGAGCUGUGUACUUCCGGCAGGGUGUGACCCCCAGCGAGCUGAGUGGAAAAACGUGGAAGGCCAUCGUCGCAGGCCGAGAGAGCGACCGGUCGCACUCUGGCAGCUCCUCGAGCCUCCUCAGCGCUGGCUGCUUCUUUGGCGACGAGGUGAAGGGCGGCAGCGAGUCUGCGCCCAGUGACACUGACGCCGCCUCCGAAUCGGAGAGACCCGGGCCUGAGCGGUCUGCCCCUGAAGAGCCUUUGGACAAUUCCAGGGACCCCAAGGGCAGCUCAGCUGUAGGCCCGGAGACUGGAGGGACUGCAGAGUGUGCCUCCGAGACCUUCUGUCCGGAUGCGGGAGGAAGGGAGGCCGCUCAGGCCUCUGUGGGCAGCGAGCGCCCCCUCCCGGCCUCCACCGCAGCUGAGCUGCCCUGGACCAACAUUGACCUGAAGGAGCCCAGGAAGGCGCCCAGCCACUCUGCUACAGGCUUUGCCGAGACCAUGGGCCUCUCCUCCCUAGGGCUCUUCCCCCUGGGCCUGGACGAGCCCUACGCGGCCGACGACCACCCGCUGUGGGCCUGGGUGUCUGGGGGCGGCUGCGCAGUGGAGGCCGGCUCUGUGCUCAAGUGGUUCUCUGUCCAGUCGGGCCUGUCUCCCUCAGUGCAGACCCUGUCCCUGUCCAUCUCGCCGGCCCAGACUGCCGCCUGGAGGAAGCAGAUCUUCCAGCAGCUCACAGAGAGGACCAAGCGGGAGCUGGAGAACUUCAGGCACUACGAGCAGGCCGUGGAGCAGUCUGUGUGGGUGAAGACAGGAAGCCUGCAGUGGUGGUGCGACUGGAAGCCCCACAAGUGGGUGGACGUCCGCGUAGCCCUGGAGCAGUUCACAGGCCACGACGGGGCCAGAGACAGCAUCCUGUUCAUCUACUACGUAGUUCAUGAGGAGAAGAAGUACUUCCACGUCUUCCUCAACGAGGUGACAGCGCUGGUCCCAGUGCUUAAUGAGGCCAAGCACUCCUUUGCCCUGUACACCCCAGAGAGGACUCGGCAGAGGUGGCCUGUGCGCCUGGCUGCUACCACUGAGCAGGACAUGAACGACUGGCUCGCCCUGCUCAGCCUGAGCUGCUGUGAGAGCCGGAAGAUCCGUGGCCGCCCAUCCCCGCAGUCCAUCUGGUCUGUCACCUGCAAGGGGGACAUCUUCGUGAGUGAGCCCAGCCCGGACCUGGAGGCCCAGGACCACCUGCUGCCCUGUGACCAGAUGUUCUGGCGGCAAAUGGGAGGUCACCUGCGGGUGGUGGAGGCCAACAGCCGCGGUGUAGUGUGGGGCAUCGGCUACGACCACACGGCCUGGGUGUACACGGGCGGCUACGGUGGAGGCUGCGUCCAAGGCCUUGCCAGCAGUACCAGCAACAUCUACACACAGUCAGACGUGAAGAGCAUCUGCAUCUAUGAGAACCAGCGCUGGAACCCCGUCACAGGCUACACCAGCAGAGGCCUACCCACUGACCGGUACAUGUGGAGUGACGCCACAGGACUGCAGGAGUGCACGAAGGCCAGCACCAAGCCCCCAUCCCUACAGUGGACCUGGGUUUCAGACUGGUAUGUGGACUUCAGCGUUCCUGGUGGCACAGACCAGGAGGGGUGGCAGUAUGCCAGUGACUUCCCUGCCUCAUACCACGGGUACAAAACCAUGAAGGAUUUUGUCAGGAGGAGGUGCUGGGCCAGAAAAUGCAAGCUGGUGACAAAUGGACCCUGGCUGGAGGUGGCCCCCAUCGCCCUUGGGGACGUGUCCAUCAUCCCGGAGAGCCCAGAGGGCCCAGACAGUGAUGACCGCGGUCACAACAUCGCACUGUGGGCCGUGAGUGACAAAGGCGAUGUACUCUGCCGUCUGGGUGUGUCUGAGCUGAACCCAGUGGGCUCCUCCUGGCUGCACAUCGGCACCGACCAGCCGUUUGCUUCAGUCUCCAUCGGGGCCUGCUACCAGGUGUGGGCUGUGGCCAGGGACGGCUCCGCAUUCUACCGGGGCUCUGUGUCCCCUUCCCAGCCAGCUGGUGACUGCUGGUACCAUAUCCCGUCACCCCCCAAGCAGAGGCUGAUGCAGGUGUCUGUGGGGCAGACGUCUGUGUACGCCCUGGAUGAAAAUGGGAACCUGUGGUACCGAGGGGGAGUCACGCCCAGCUACCCCCAGGGCUCCAGCUGGGAGCACGUGUCCAACAAUGUGCGCAGAGUGUCCGUGGGGCCGCUGGACCAGGUCUGGGUCAUCGCCAACAAAGUCCAGGGGACCCAUGGCCUGAGCCGGGGGACCGUGUGUCGUCGCACUGGUGUGCAGCCCCGAGAGCCCAAGGGGCAGGGGUGGGACUACGGCAUCGGGGGAGGCUGGGACCACAUUUCUGUCCGAGCCAACGCCACCAGGGCCUCCCGGAGUAUGUCCCAGGAGCAGAAGGCCCAUGGCCCUGUCAGCUGCUGAGGCUGCCUGUCGCCCAUGGGCGGGGGUGGCGCCAGGCUUGAAGGGUCCAGGCUGAGCAUCUGUGCUGAAAUGUACACCGUGGAGGGUGUCACAAAGGUCGACUCAGGGGAAGUCUGGUCUGGGUUGUGGCCAACUUCAGAAGCACUGGCUGAAAUGCCCAGAAAUGUGAAGCUCUGUGGACGCGGCCACCCACAUCCCCAGUCUUCGAGAAGUGCCAGAGAGGGGUGGGGGACAAGGACCCUCAGCCACAGCCCAUCCCGCCUCUCACUUCCCACUCUGCCUCCUUCCUCCCUGAGCUGGAACCUGGAACCCCAAGGCCUCUAGCCCAGCCCUCCAAAUCACGUCUGGGCCCUGCCCCACCAGGGGAACUGCCAUGAUGCCCAAGUCACUUGUCACGUGCUGAGACCAUUCCUCAGAGCGGGACUUGCGGUGGGGAAGGUUUUUCCACAUUCAGCAGAGUGGGCGGAUUAGAAAUGGAUGUACAAGUGGGUGGUUGUCUUCUUUCCGGGGCGGUUUGGGGCCCCCCAGAGUAGACUUGGAGGUGGAGAUGGUGUCUGUGUGCAGAAUUACCAUUAGGAGUUCUUGGUCACCUCCUUCCCCUGAUGCAGUGGGAUGGAGGCCUUCUGGUUGAUCCGAUACUGUGGAAGGAUGGCCGGGUGGAGGCUGGUGGCACCCUGGGCCCCGCAGGUGUUGGGUAGGGAGCAGGAAUGUGCCUGGGAGGCAAGGUGUGGACGGAGCCCCAAGUGUUCUGUGCCUGGGGCAGAACAGAAGGCACCUUUGCCCCAGGUGGGCUCCCUGCCCGGCCAGGCAAGAAGGAAGUGCUUGGCCAGUGGCCCAGCUCCCUCAGGCAGCCUUGCAGCUGCCUGUACUAGGUGACAUCUUCCUCUAGCCCAGCCCUCCAUCUGACACUUGGGCCAGAUGGCCAGAGCCAGGUCCUUCGUCUGCCAGGAUGAGCCAUUGGCCACUUGCUGACUUCCUAGGCUCCCUGGGACAUAAAGGGCAGCUCUGCAUUUGCCUCUGAGUCUGCACAGCUGUUAGAGUUUGUCGCCAGAAGCUGACUCUAAGCACUGUCCCCCUGGGUGCCCUCUUCCAUGGGCGUUUGAGGGGCCUGGGGUCUGUUGGCAAUGGGUGUAGAGUUGGGCUGGUCCCACCUGAGUGGAGCUGUCACACAGCCUCAAGGGUGGAUCCCUGCCUGUUUACAUGUCCCUGUCAGGUUCCGUAUAGGCAGUGUGGUUUGUGCCCUCACACCUGUGACCUGUGCGCUCUGCCGUUGUCUCGCUGUCUGCAGGUAGCUUCCAGUGAACCACCUGGAGGGUGUCCCUCUGCCCUUUCUCGGAGGUGACCUCUCCUGACCGUUUACCUGCUCAGCAUCACUGAGCUCUCUUGAUUCCUCAGAUGCUUUAUUCAAUAAAAACUUAAACCACAGUGUAAA
Messenger RNA from Chinchilla lanigera (long-tailed chinchilla), 5032 nucleotides. RefSeq names its product tectonin beta-propeller repeat containing 1 (gene Tecpr1). The record is from RefSeq and is a predicted model, not a curated record. The coding region runs from base 100 to 3600 and encodes 1166 amino acids. The transcript is spliced from 25 exons. NCBI's taxonomy places the organism in Eukaryota, Metazoa, Chordata, Mammalia, Rodentia, Chinchillidae. Gene Ontology annotation, cellular component: membrane.